AUGAACCAGAUCCAAGCCACCAAGCGCAUCAACGACUAUGCCCUCGAGACGGGCGACCUCUCGUGGCACGAUCAGUACAAGGACUCGGCCUAUGUCAACGUCGGCGGCCUUCCGCCAAACCUCACAGAGGGCGACGUCAUCACCAUCUUCUCCCAGUACGGCGAGAUCGUCGACAUCAACAUGCCGCGCGACCCGCAGACGGGCAAGCCCCGCGGGUUCGCGUGGCUCAUGUACGCCGACCAGCGCUCGACCGUCCUCGCCGUCGACAACCUCAACGGCGCCACCGUCCUCGGCCGCACCCUGCGCGUCGACCACGUCCUC
Rhodotorula graminis WP1 is the source of this 321-nucleotide messenger RNA. RefSeq lists its product as uncharacterized. The transcript has 3 exons. The record is from RefSeq and is a predicted model, not a curated record. Gene Ontology annotation, cellular component: precatalytic spliceosome; U2 snRNP; catalytic step 2 spliceosome. NCBI's taxonomy places the organism in Eukaryota, Fungi, Basidiomycota, Microbotryomycetes, Sporidiobolales, Sporidiobolaceae. Gene Ontology annotation, molecular function: RNA binding. Gene Ontology annotation, biological process: mRNA splicing, via spliceosome. The annotation marks the transcript as partial.